GCGGCACGCCAGUCUGUCUGUGGAGUGGCCGAGGAAGGUGUUGUGAGAGCGGCCUCUUUGCAUACACUGUUCUCACACGUGGAGCAAAGGAUCCAGGCGGGGCCGCUGACAGGCUCGCACUACUGCGAAGCGGGCGCUGAUUGGCCACGUGGCGAGGAUGCGCACUCCCUAUUGGCUGUCGGGCCGCUGGAAGAUGGAGGUAUAGGAGGGUCGAGGACAGACACUGAGACUCCCACGGCCGCCCACUCUGUGUCGGCCGCCGCUCGCCGUCCGUCGCCCGCCGCCCUCCGCUGCCACACCAUGGACAUCCGCCUGAGCAGCAACAUGACCUCAGCCGGGGCCUCUCCCUGCCUCUCGCCCUCCCACCACCGCCCCGUGUCCCCCGCCCACCGCCCGCCCAAAGAGGAGUAUGACCGGCCCGCCAGAGAGAUCGAACCCAUGAUAUAUACAGACCUGCUUCCCUGGACUUCCACGGGCGGGCCGGAGACGAGGGAGUUCCUGCUUCGCGUGGCCGAGAUCUCCAUCGACUACGUGCGGGACACCUUCGACCGCAACGUGAAGAUCCUCGACUUCCACCAGCCCGAGCAGCUCAAGGAAGUGCUCGACCUGGAGAUACCCAACAAGCCCCUCAACCUCGAGCAGCUCCUCUCAGACUGCAAGGACGCCCUCAAGUACCAGGUCAAGACAGGCCACCCCCGCUUCAUGAACCAGCUGUCGUGCGGUAUCGAAGUGGUGUCCCUGGCGGGCGAAUGGCUCACCGCCGCCGCCAACACCAACAUGUUCACCUACGAGAUCGCGCCGGUCUUCAUCCUCAUGGAGCAGGUGACGAUGAAGCACAUGCGUGACAUCAUCGGCUACAAGAACGGGGACAGCAUCCUGGCCCCGGGCGGCUCCGUCAGCAACCUGUACGCCGCCCUGGCCGCACGCCACAAGAUGUUCCCCGAGUACAAGAAGAAGGGGCUGAAGGCGCUGCCGGGCGAGCUGGUCAUGUUCACCUCCCUCCACAGCCACUACUCCUUGAUGGGCGCCGCCGCUGCCAUGGGUCUGGGCACCGACAACCUCAUCGAAGUGCCCGUUGACGAGAGAGGUCACAUGCUCCCGGCUGAGCUGGACCGACUGAUCGACGAGCAGAAGACGAAAGGGAAGGUGCCGUUCUUCGUGUGCGCCACCUCUGGGACCACCGUCAUGGGCGCCUUCGACCCCCUCCACGCCGUGGCCGACAUCUGCGAGAAGCACAAGCUGUGGUUCCAUGUGGAUGCGGCGUGGGGCGGCGGCGUGCUGCUCUCCAAGAACCAGCGACACAAGAUGAACGGCGUGGAGCGUUCCAACUCGAUCACGUGGAACCCUCACAAGCUGAUGGGCACGCUGCUCCAGUGCUCCACCGUGCACUUCAAGGAGGACGGUCUCCUCAUCUCGUGCAACCAGAUGUGCGCCGACUACCUCUUCCAGCAGGACAAGCCCUACGACGUCAACUACGACACGGGCGACAAGGUGAUCCAGUGCGGCAGACACAACGACAUCUUCAAGCUGUGGCUGCUGUGGCGCUCCAAGGGUGAUGAAGGGUUCGAGAAGCACAUCGACCACCUGUUCGAGAUGACGGAGUACAUGGUGCAGCGCAUGAAGCAGCACUCAGACAAGUUCGAGCUGAUGAACGACGAGCCGGAGUGCACCAACGUGUGCUUCUGGUACGUCCCCUACCGCCUCAGGACCACGAAGGCCGGACCCGAGCGACACAAGCUGCUGGGAGAGAUCCAGCCCAUCCUGAAGGGUCGCAUGAUGACCGCCGGCACCUUCAUGAUCGGGUACCAGCCCCUCGACCACCACCCCAACUUCUUCAGGAACAUCAUCUCCUCGCAGGCCGUCAGGAGAGAGGACAUUGACUUCAUGCUGGAGGAGCUUGACCGCCUUGGCUACGACUUGUAAACUGGAGGACCCAACGCCUGGAGGAGAGGAGCCAGGGAAGGAGAGGAGAGGAGAGAGGGAGGGUGAGGGUGAUGGUGAAGGGGAGAGAAGGGAAGAGGGGAGGAAGAAGAAGAGGAGGAUUUAUUUUUCCUUCUGUAGCUAGAGGAAGGUGACCAAAAUUAUAAAGAAGUGAAGUGUCCACCCGAAUGCAACUCCAAAAUUGGUGAUGAUAAGAGUGGGGCAAAAUGUAUAUUGAAAUGGGGUUGAAAAAUGCAUUGGCUGAUUUUAUAGAGUGAAGUUAAUGGGUCAUAAUUUGCUCUUAUUUUUUUUUUUUUUUUUUUACCUCUUCCUUGCAUCGUCUUCCCCCUCCUCGCCCUCUCCUCCUCCUCGUCCUCGCCCUGCCCCGCCUCGUCCUCCUCGUUGUCCUCCGCCGCGCGAGUGACUCUCUUCAGGGUCUGUGUUCUUGUUGUUGUUGUUGUGAGGCAGUUGUGAAGGGCAGGAGGGCUCGCGUGGGGCGGUCCGGGGCUGAUCCUCCUCCUCCUCCUCCUCCUCCUCCUCCUGCUGCUCCUUCUCCUCCUCCUCCUCCUCCUGCUGCUCCUUCUCCUCCUCCUCCUCCUCCUCCUUCUCCUCCUACCACCAAUCCUGUUCCUCCUCCACCUCCUCUUAUCGGUACUACUGCUCCUGUUCUUCCUCCUCUUCCUCCUCCCACCACUACUGCUCCUCCUACCACGACUACUACUACUACUACUACUACUACUACCACCGUUGCUGCCGUGACACCAUCGCUGCCAUCAGGACCAAACGCCAAAUAAAUACACCACCCGUAGUGUUGCAUCGCUUCACCUCGCUAACCGUUGCAAGACAUCAGCCUCCACGAUGUCGCAGCGCCUCAGCCGUGCUGAUCACCACGACACACUCAAAGUCCACGCUCUCCCAACACUCACAUGAACCACUCACGGACUCUCUGAAGGGACUCAACAUGUGACCACUCACAAGUACAAAACGGAGACAUGUAAGCUUCCAAGAGUCUCCACAAAGUUCAAGAGUCCUGGACCUCUGGAGUUCACGAGUUCAAAAGCGCAAGAGUUCUCGAUUUCUAGAGCUUCUGAGUUCUAGAACUCAUGUUAGAGUUGGAGCGAAGUCUUAGAUCUCAGAAGCUCUAGAUAUAGAGAAUUUAAGAAUUCAGUUGUUCGAGAGCUCAAGAGCUCAGGAGCUCUGGAGCGCAAGAAUUCUAGAAUUCUAUAGUUCAAGAGAUUUAGAGCUUACCGAAUGUGGAGCUCGAGAGCUCAAGAGUUUCAGGGACUUAGGAGUUCACGAGCCCUAGAGCUCAAGAAUUCAAGAGUUUGAAAGUUCAGGAGUUCUUAAGAUCAAUCAGUGUGCGUUCUUGAAUUCAUGGGUACUGCUGCUUUGAAGUUCUGAACCUUACAAGAGUUUGAGAGUUCUGGAGCUCAAAAAUCACGAGCUCACACGUUCAACAGUGCCAUGGUUGAAGAGUUUUGGAGUUCAUUCAUUUUGUAGUUUGGGAAUUCGAAUUCCAAUGUUGAAGAUUCUCAGUUUUGAGCCCCACCGUGACCCCGCCCCGAGCCCCGCUCCGCCCCGCCCCGCCAUGCCCCGCCCCGCCAAGGCACGCGUAGGCCGGCUUUUCGAUCGCUUGGUUUAUUCGACAUGUCUUGGGCGACCUGACCUGACCCGGCCUGAUAUGAUCCGUUGUGUGGCCGCGGCGGGCCAGGCAGGGAGGAGGUCAAGCAAGUGUUUUUCGUGUGUGUCAUCGCAAUUUUUCGACGUCCUGAGGGCAACUCGACCUGACCUAAGCUGACCUAACCUGACCCGCCGGUACGUGGGUCGGGGGUCACGCAGAGGCUGGGUCACGCAGGCGUUGCUCCCAUGCGUGUCAUGUCAUCGCGUGCUGUUGUGAGAGCUUGUUGGUGUGCCGCCGCUGUCCUGUGUGGGGCGACGGAGCAGCGCGUAGCGGCCAGGAGCCACGGGCGGAGGGGCAGAGGGAGGGAGGGAAGGAGGACCCCGAUCUUGGUCUUGGUCUGGGAGCUAUUCACAGGAUGUUCGUCAAAUAUCCAAAGAAAAAAAUUGAAGGCUAGGGUCAUAAAAGCAUCAGACUUUCAUCAUAAGCACGUAAUAUCUAACUAAUCCAUUCCAUUGUCCCAUUAGAGUAAAUAAUAUAAUAUUAGUAAUAAUAAUGAUAGCAAUAAUAAAAACUAGUUAACCAAAUUUCUGAAACAAAAUGAAGGACUCCAACUUAUAGCAUCGCCCCCCAUGCCACCCCCCAAUAACCCCCCUUCAUUGACCCCCGUGCCCUGGCCCGCCCCGCAGCCCCUCCCCCGCCCCCCGCGUUCGCACGUGAAGAGCUUUGCCGGGAUUCUAUCGGAGAGCAAUAAUGGCUUUUGUUGUGUUGUGCGGAGGAGGGAGACACGCCCCCGCUGUCCCCCCUCCCCCUCCCCUCCCUCCCUCCUCUCCCCUUUGCCACCUCGACCCUUCACCUGUCCUCCCUCCCCUUCCCUUUCAUUUCUAUCCUCCCCCUUCCUCUCCUUUCCUCCUCUCCUCACUCAUUCGUUCAUCCCUUCCUGUCUCAUCAGCACCUUCCUUUCUUCCUCUUCCUCCUCUUCCUCCUCUUUCUUAUCUUCCUCUUAUCACUUAUACUAUUUUUGUCUCUUCUUUCCCACACACGAAUAUUACAUAUAAGUUUCAUUCAUUAAACAUCCACUAAUGGCAUAAGUAAUAAUAAAAUAGUAAUGAUAACAACAAUGAAGAUAAUAAUGAUAAGAAUGAUAACGAUACUGAUAACGAUGGUAAGGCAUUCGCUGUCUUGUCUGUGUGUUCGUAUGUCUUUGUCUUUGCAACGCCUUCUUGAAAUAUUAUGCCUUAGAGCCGCAGAAUUUUGCCUUUGUGUGUGUGUGUGUGUGUGUGUGUGUGUGUGUGUGUGUGUGUGUGUGUGUGUGUGUGUGUGUGUGUGUGUGUAUGUAUGUAUGUAUGUAUGUAUUAUAUGUAUGGAUGCAUGUAUGUAAGUAUGAAUGUCUGUAUGAAGCAAGCGUGUAUAUAUGAACACUUGCAUGGUUCUCUACGUCAGUGUGUGCAUGCCCUCGAGCCUCUUCACUUGUUAUCGACGCACGCGUUUGGCUCUCCUCUGCAUGACACGCCAAGCAGCCAGCCAGUCAGUCCGCCUCGCCGCCCCGCCCCGCCCCCGUUGUUGCCGGCGCCCCGUGCUGCAUCCGCCUGCCACACACUGGAGAGGAACAGCCCAAAAGGUGGUAGGAGUGGUAGUAGUUGUGGUGAGGGUGAUGGUGGUAGAAGUAGUAGUAGUGGUGACAAUAGUAGUAGUAGUGACAUGCUGAAAACCUCCUGCUAUAAUUUUGAUGACACGGAUGUUUUCAGUUUACUACUACUACUACUACUACUACUACUACUACUACUACUACUACUACUACUACUACUACUACUACUACUACUACUACUACUACUACUACUACUACCACCACCUCUAAGGCCUUCCUCCCGGGCUGUGUCAGUGGCUGCAACACACCACGGUGCUCCUCCGUCUCGUGUCACUCUCACCAGGUCUCGUCUUCCCCCUCGCCCCCUUUUGCAUGUCCGUCAGUCAGCGUUAUAUAAAGCAUUACUCGUUCGGCUUUCCUCAGGCGCCGCGCAGGCCUCCGUAGUACUUAAGUCACCCCCUCUCCCCCUCCCUCCCUUACUUCCCCUCGAGUGCCCAUCCGUCUUGUAACUCUCGCUCGGUCAGUUUCAAGCAUCGGCACUUCGCAACUCGUUAUCUCCUGGAACACUUCUUGCCAUGCACGAGGAUGUUGCAGGAAGCUUGUUAUCGCUCGCCAGCCUCUUAGAAAUCACGCUUCUCGGCAGGUAUUCGCAGCAACACUUAUAUUUUCCCUUACGACUAAAAUAGAACUCGCCGUGCACGCAUGAAGCAGCUUAAGAUCUCUUCGUGUUUAUCAUCUUUCCCCCAAGCUCACUUCUCGGUUAUUGGCCAUUUUCCAGAGUGCGUAAGUUCCUCUGUGAUUAUUAGGAAACGACGUGGAAAAAUUUCUUCGUCUUCAUUAACUUUCCGUCAAUCACGCUGCACGCUUAUCGGCCGACUUUCAGAGUGCGUAAGUUCCUCUGAGUGACUAAAUAAAUAACGACGUGAAAAUUACAAUUCUCGCGAUGCAUGAAGCAGUUUGAGGACUUUUGUUUCGUGAUUAUUCCGCCACUCCGCCGUGCACGCUUCAAACGUUUCAGAUCUUUGCGAACAAUCUUGCUGGAACCCACGAGUCAAUCUCUUUUUAUCUUUCUCAAUAUACAUUUUUGCCAUUCACGGGUCGGCUGCCUGACGCCUUGUUCCUCCGUCACGCCAAGGCAGUCACUCUUUUUAACUUUAUUCCAACUUUAUGCUUCACAUUUUCUCAAGUUUCCCCUUUAUUACUCCUUUUUGACGAAUCAAGUCCCUCUUUUUACCUUUUUACCUUUUUCAUCUCUUUGCCAUGCACAGGACAGUCACGUGAUGAUCUGUUCCUCCAUCAUGCAAAUUCACUCAAUUUUUACCUUUCUUAAAACACGUUUGAGGCGUCCUGGAGAAGGGGAGAAAGAGACAGAGCCAUUUUAUACUAAUCCGCACUGGGAGAGGCAAAGCAGGCUACACAUCCCAGGAAAAGACAAGGUAUAUGUUGUAAGGGAAAAGCGACCCUUGGUACACUAAACACAAGGUCACUUUUCCCUUACAACUUGUUUCUCGUUCUUCCUGGGAUGUGUAGGCUGCCUUUCCCAGUUCAACCUAGAAGAAAAAUGGCCUUGUCCCUCACGCCCUUUCACUGGACGUCUCAAUUUUUUGCCUCGCACGGGCCACUCGCCUGAUGCUUCACUCCUCCGUCACUCGUAUUUGUCAUUCUCGUAACUUUUUAUAAGCGCGUCGCACUUAGCUCGCGAGUCACUCUUUAGCCCCCUCUUAAGACACCUUUCUCGUUCUAAUGCAUGAUAGAAGAUGUCUUACUAACCUGACUUAUUAAGAUGGCAUUCACACCUUUUUACGGCACCUCUCUUAGCUGUUCACACCUUGCACGUGAGUAACACAGCACUUUGUAGCAUCUUUGUUAAUAUAUUCAUUCCCUUUCUACACCAUGCACGAGAUAAUGUGUAAAAUUUUUGCUUCUUCUUAUUCUUCUUUUUCUUCUUGUUCUUGUUGUUAUUGCUCACCUUGUUCUCGUUUUUCUUGUUCCUGACCUUGUUCUAGUUCUUGUUCUUCUUGUCCUUGUUCUUGUUCUCCUUAUACCUCUUGUUCUUCUUCUAGUUCUUAUUUUUCUUAAUCUUUCUCUUCUUGUUCUUAUUCGUCUUGUUCCUGACCUUGUUCUAGUUCUUGUUCUUCUUGUCCUUGUUCUUCUUAUACCUCUUGUUCUUCUUCUAGUUCUUAUUUUUCUUAAUCUUUCUCUUCUUGUUCUUAUUCUUCUUGUUCUUGUUCUCCUUAUACCUCUUGUUCUUCUAGUUCUUGUUUUUCUUGAUAUUUCUCUUCUUGUUCUUAUUCUUCUUGCUCUUGUUCUAGUUCUGAUUCUCCUUGUACUUGUUCCUCUUCUCCUUCCUUUCCUUUCUCCUCUACCUUUUCUUCUUCUUACGGCACAUCACUUCUAAUUCUUUACUUCGGCUUCCUUUUCUUAGUCUCUGCCGUGCACACUUCAUUUCCGUGUUCGUCGCUUGCAUGUUUACGGUGCACUCCGCAUGUCACUCUCCGCAGCAUCUCUUUAGCCGCAUCUUCGUCCCUUCUUUGUCACGCAGGGGAUACUUGCACAAGGUUCUCGCUUCCUCUUGAUCCUCCUCGCCAUGCACAUAGUUCUCCCGUGUCCGUUGCUUGCAUGAAUAAGGUGAGGCUCAUGUUAAUUAAGUCCCUCUGUCUUGUAUAUACUCAGCACUUUCUCAGCACUCGUAGUCAGCACUUGAUAUCAGCACUUGUGGCGUCAGCGCUUUUAACAUCAGUAUUUUGCACCUUUUAUAGAUCGUCAGCACUUAUCGUAAUUAAAUCUGCACCACCUCAGCACUCAGCACUCUGUUAGGAUGUAAACACGUUAUGGAUCACAUCAGCACCACCCAUAGCGAACACCACAACACGGUUAGCACUGUAAUACUAGCUAGGACAUCAGCACUGUAUAUUCGAAGCACUGUAUCAGCACCCACACUCAGCACCACUCACAGCAUGGUCGGCACUGUAAUAUUAGGACGUCAGCACGUAUAUAGAACUAUGCAUCAGCACCUACAGCGCCUUAGCAAAUUAGCACAUAGGUAAAUCAGCACCUGACACCAUUAAACUCUCAGCACAUUCAGCACCCAAUCAGCACUCCCUCGUACAAUCUAAAAAUAACACCUGCGUCGCAGCACUUACACAUGGUAGUCAGCAUUCCGUCAGCACCAUUUUCAGCAUUAAGGGUGUUCUGGACGGAUAGCACAGCACUUAAAGAAGCACUCAAUCAGCUUUAAGUCAGCACCGUUAAAAAGUAAAUCUGAAUGUCCUCUGAAGCAUGAUAAUGUUCCUUUGAGUAAUUCAGCAGCACUAAAAACUCAGCACCUCAGCACUUACUAACGUUUGUAGUAUCAAGUAACGUUUUCUAGCACUUGCGAACGUUUUUCAGCACGCAUUCAAGUUGUCUAGCACACGUUUAUCAGCACUUACGACAGUUUUCAGCACUCAUUCAAGUUUUCAAGUACUCACUAACGUUUUCAGCACUCCAUCAAGUUUCAAGCACUCACUACGGUUUUCCAGCACUCAUUCAAUUUUACAAGCACUCACUAACGUUUCCAGCACUCAUUCAAGUUUUAAGCACUUAAACGUUUUUGGCACUCAGACAAGCACAUACGCACGUUAUUCAGCACCCAUUCAAGUUUUCCAUCACUCAAAAACAUUUUAAAGCACUCAGUAAUGUUUUUUCAGCUAUUAUCAACUUUUUUCUAGCACUCACAAGCGGUUUACAACACUGAAAAUAUUUCCUCAACAAUAAUUAACGUUCUUCAGCACUCAAGAACGUUUUUAUAGCUCAUUAACGUUUUCUAGCUCUUACGAACUUUCUCCAUUACUCGGCAAAGUUUUAAGCACUCAAAAGCGUUUUCAGCACUUACAAACGUUUAUCAGCACUAACGUUUUUCAAGCACUCGCUAACGUAUUUCACGAACGUUUUUAGCACACAUUAACUAACGUUUUUCAGCACUAAUUAACGUUUUUAGCACAAAUUAACAUUUUCCUGCACCAAUUUUAACGUUUUCCAGCACUCACAAACGUUUUCCACCACUUGCAAACGCUUUCCAACACUCGGUAAUGUUUCCCAGCACUCUUAGACCUACGUCACCUUUGCAGCACUCACCUGAGUAGCGUUGAUCACCUUUGACAGCACUUCAGACUACCUGUACUAAUGGCCUACCUGUCUGCAUGUCAUUGUUCGUGUCUCGCCUCACCUUUGUGGUCACGUUACUGCAUGCCUUUACGUCUCAUCUGACACCAAGACGAUGCUGAGUGUCAUUAUGGUCGUUAUCAUUACCGUUAUCAUUGGUAUUGUUAGUAUCAUUAUUAUUAUUGAACUGACUAACCUCUUACUACUAAAAUACAUACACAAAUACCCCCUUCUCUCUCUCUCUCUCUCUCUCUCUCUCUCUCUCUCUCUCUCUCUCUCUCUCUCUCUCUCUCUCUCUCUCUCUCUCUCUCUCUUCCCUUUACAUCUAUUUCACCCUCUUUCUCCAAUUCCUCCCGUUCUUUAUUAUAAAAACCUCCCUUGUUACUGCCAUUAUUCAUCCCCCUCCUUCUCCCUUUCCUUAUCAUCCCUCUCCUUCGCCCUCCCCUUCUCCUCCCCUCCCCGUGUCCUCCCCUCCCCUCCCCUCCCCUCCCCUAACAGAGACAGGAGUGCAGGGGAGGGAGGAAGGGAGGCAGGCCUACCGUUGUUGUUGUUUACUACCAUUGUUUACGAGAAGGGUCAACUUAACCUUAUACUACAAUCACCGCCGCCACUACGGAUAGCAAAGAUCUUUAUCAAAACUCUAUGUGCGUGUAGCUGUAGGGAGGAUGUGUCUCUGUGUGUUGAUGUGUAAUUAUGUGCAAGCUGUAUGUAGGCAGACCACUGUUGGUACACAUAUACAUAUAUAAAUAUUAUUAUUCUGAUAAUUAUUAUUCUAGAGAAAGAUUUAUUUGUUAUUGUGUAUAAAAUAAACACAAGCAGCAAGAUCCAAUGUCUUCCAAUGAUGCUUAGUAUUAGGUGUUGUGUGUGUGUGUGUGUGUGUGUGUGUGUGUGUGUGUGUGUGUGUGUGUGUGUGUGUGUGUGUGUGUGUGUGUGUGUGUGUGCGUUUGUGUGUGUGUGUGUGUGUGUGUGUGUGUGUGUGUGUGUGUGUGUGUGUGUGUGCACGCACCCAUGCGUGUCCAUGCGUGUAUUUGACUGUACGCAUUGUGUGUGUGUGUGUGUGUGUGUGUGUGUGUGUGUGUGUGUGUGUGUGUGCUUGUGCGUGUGUGCGUGCGUGCGUUUCCGUCGCGCGUCGCGUCCCGCACUGGAUUUGUCGUGUGUGUAUAUGUGUGUGUGUACAUAAUUUGGGACAACUAUGCACGUACACGCGAGUAGCUGAUGUAGAAUUGUGUCAAUGUAUACAAGUGUUGUGUGUACAUUGCAGUUCUCGUGUGUAGAUAUUGCCACCGUCGUGUGUACGUAUACAUGUGUGUAUCGUUGUCUCAAUGACCGUGUACAUUAAGCUAAGGUUAUAGAGUAUAUAUACAUGUAUAGAGAGAGAGAGAUUAUUAUGUAUAUUACGGACGCACUUCUGUGCACCACUCCACUUACUUAGUCCUGCUGUGGCGAGGAGGAAACAGCGACGGACGACGGACGGACAGACAGACAAACGAACGGACAGGCAGACAUAUACACGAACAGACACACAGAGAGAUACACAGACCUGCACAGACAAACACAGGAAGAUGAACAGACACACGCAUACACACACAAUUAGACACAUACAAGUACACCAUCCCCACACACACACGCGAACAGACAGACGACAGACAGACAGACAGAAAGUUAAGAAUCUCAUGCUUGUGAAGCUUCCAGAGCAUUUUGUUGUGGCGCGGUAGGGUGUCAGAGGGAGCUGGGUGGGCAGGGUGACGCUGGGAGUGAGCUAGGGUGUGCAGGGUGAAGGGGAAGGCGUAAGAUUGUGAGGGUGGUGUAUAAGGGUGAGGAAAGGAGGGUGUAAACAGGUGAGGGUGAGCAGGGUGAGGAGGAGGAGGAGGCCGUGAGGGCGGUCAGUCAGGGUGAAAUAGGGUGUAAGGAUUUGGAGGUAAGAUUAGGGUGAGCAGGGAGAUCGGAGUGAGUGAGGGUGUAAUGCAGGUGUGAGGGUGAGAUUAGGGUGUGAGCAGGUGGUAGUGUGUAGGUAAGUAGGAAGAGGUAGGUAGCAGUGGCCAGGGUGAGCUACAAGGGUGUCCCAGGGUGAGUUUAAGGAUGUGAGGAUGUCCCAGGGUGUCGCUAGGGUCUUUAGUUGAAAAUGAUGAAAACAUAAGUGCAGAUUCAGUGGUGAUGAUAAAAAUGAUAGUGAUGAAAAUGAUUGUGACGAUGAUGGUGAUGAGUCUGUGGCGGCGCUCAGGAUGACUGUACUUGUUGCCUGAAGACGUUUAAGGCUUCAUUAACCUAACCUUCUUGUAUCUUUCCCCUCCUUCCUUUACCUCUCCUCUAUCCUACCCCAAGCCUAUGAAAAAAAAUAAUAACUCAUAUCACAGAGCCCUUGCAGGAACACCCUUCUCUCACCCCCCCCCCCUCUCCCUCCUUCUCUUCCCUCUCCCAUCCCUUGCUCUCUCAUUCAACUUUUUCCCUCUUCUUUACUUCACUAUAACCUCCCUCUUCCCCCUCAGUCACCUUUAUUAACUUGAAAAAAUACCCGCAAUGUCAGAGAGCCCUUGCAGUUCCUCUUUCUCCCUUCUCCAUUUAACUUCCCCAUCACCAGUGUUAUGACUUGAGUAACUUCCUUCCUCACUCCACUAUCCCUUCCCUUCCAUUCUUAUUCCAGUUCUUGCUUUCUUCUCCUCCUUUCUUACCUCUUCCUCCUCCUCUUUCUCCCAGCUCGUUUGUCAUUCUCAUGCAUACUUACCUGACGCCGCCUAGAAUGAUUAUGAUGAUGAGUGAUUGAAUAUGGUGUGACUGUUGCGAUGUAAUGAUGAGAGAUAAUACUUUGGGGUUUCUCCAGAUAUUUCUUGAGUUUAUAAUAGCGAGUGAAGAAGAAAAUAUAAGUGAAGCCAAGUAUUCGAAAGCUUGGUCAGAGAGGUGAAGAACUUAUAGAUUUGAAGAGAUGUUGAUAUGUUGUUAUAGCUUGGAAGAUGAUUUAAGACAACAUUAUAGCUUAGGACUGAAGCUAAGAGCAUAAAUCUAUAGCUUGAAAAUAAAUUAGGAAAUAUUUAUAGCGAGGGAGAGAAAUUAAUACCCUGUUGCAUAGUUUGACAGAUCAUUUAUAAAAGUAUAUUAUAUUGCGUCAGAGAGGAAUUAUUAAAAUCAUGUUAUUAUAGUUUGGGAAAGAGAUUAUAAUGCAUGCUGAAGCCUUUGUUGAGGUGUUGUGGAGGAGGGAAUGGAUGGAGUAUUGUGAGGAGAUUUGUGUUGUGAAGAUGUUGAUGAUUUAUAGUGAUGGGAAGAAAAUGAAGAUGCUGUGAAAUGUUGGGCUAUUUUGUUUUGCAUAGUGUUCGAAAAGAUGUGUAGAGCUGAAAAAAGGGUGUUGUUGUUUAGAGGUUUGUGUUGCGAGAUAAACGUACGCUGUGCUGUGUUGUGUUGUGUUUUGCUGGUUAAGAAGAGAUGAGUAGGCCUGAAAAAAGAGAAAGUGGUUGGUUACCGUUGUUUGAGAUUAUUUAUGGCAGUGGAAUGGAGAUCAGUACGCUGUGUUAGGUUGUGUUAUGCUGUGUUGGAGGAGAAAAAGCUGCCGGGUUCAAUGAGAGAGUAGAAGGAAGAGGCGUGCCCGAAGGAGGAAAGCUUUGCCCAAGGAAGAAGAGGAAAAUACUAAAAAUCAAAGGUUAAUAAUGACGGUGAAGGGAACUCGUACGUUCAUCACCAGGGAGCGAGUCAAGAUGCAAGCUGGAGGAGGAAAAGAAAAAUCAUUAAAAGUGAAAAUGACAGUCCUACCUUUUUUUCUUUUUGAUUCAGAAAACCGCUUGUUGAAAAAAAAAAAUCGUACGUGUGAUAUAAAAUGAUAAAAAAAGAAUAGAUGUUGUGUGCUGUUAUGUGAUUUAUUUAGUAAUGAAAGAGAGCAAAAGUGAAAAUUGAUGAGAAAAAGGAAUUCAGUAGAGAGGUGAUGUAUUAGUGAGCUAGAAACGACAAAAUGUGGUAAAAUAAAAUAAUGGUGAAUUCUGGCAAUUAUGUAAAUGUGGGAAGACUUGAAAUAUUGACUCUGAACAGAACAAAAUUACUUUCUUUCACGUGCAUGACUGAAUAAAAGAUAGAGAACUAAACACCCAUGGAAAUUCAGUUGGAAAAAAUACAUCUGUAUUUAUGUACGUGAGUAACGAAUUGCAGCAAAGUCAAGUUGGUAAUGUUUCGGUACGUGACGAAAAAAUUAAUCACGAAUAGUUUGUGUAAAUAAAUGUCCAAACCAACUCUACGGAGGCCAUCAUGUUUGUGUGUUUGUUUAUAUGUUCCCGUUUGUAAAAUAUACGAUACACUGUUCAGAAUGGGAGACUAACAGAUUAAAAAAAAAAAGGAAAGAAGAAGAAAACGAACAAUACUCGGCUUGUGAAUAAAAUAAAAAAAUGUCAUUCUUCCAAACAUAAAAAUGUCGAACGUUCACCUUUCGAAGAGCAUCAUCAUGUUGUGUGUUUGUUCAGUGUUUGUUUGCCCCCACGUGGUGUGUUUCCCUGUGGCUUUCCUCCUCCAGACCGCAGACCUGUCGUGAACGCUGCAAUAAAUAUGGUCACCUGA
This is a messenger RNA of Eriocheir sinensis (Chinese mitten crab), 13799 nucleotides long. It is a transcript of the gene Gad1, whose product is annotated as glutamate decarboxylase-like. The coding region runs from base 301 to 1923 and encodes 540 amino acids. Lineage: Eukaryota; Metazoa; Arthropoda; Malacostraca; Decapoda; Varunidae. The record is from RefSeq and is a predicted model, not a curated record. Gene Ontology annotation, biological process: carboxylic acid metabolic process. Gene Ontology annotation, cellular component: cytoplasm. Gene Ontology annotation, molecular function: pyridoxal phosphate binding; carboxy-lyase activity. The transcript is spliced from 11 exons.